Messenger RNA from Loa loa (African eye worm), 1056 nucleotides. RefSeq lists its product as hypothetical. Bases 1 to 1056 code for a protein of 351 amino acids. Gene Ontology annotation, biological process: neurotransmitter receptor transport, endosome to postsynaptic membrane. Gene Ontology annotation, molecular function: protein binding. The transcript is spliced from 7 exons. The record is from RefSeq and is a predicted model, not a curated record. NCBI's taxonomy places the organism in Eukaryota, Metazoa, Nematoda, Chromadorea, Rhabditida, Onchocercidae.
AUGGAGCAAGAACACGGACAAUGGGAAAAGGGUUUAAGCUUAGCUCCAAAUAAAUCAUUUCCGGAACGAUGUAAUUGUCAUAAAAAUACAAAUUCAGAACCGGAAAAUUGGGUUGAAGUACUGGAAGCGCUUGAAACAGUUGGUGAAGCGGCAAUGCUUCGAAAGUUAGAAGAAUGCACAACUGGCGGCGGUAAUGGUACAACGAUAACAUCACAUACUCAUAGCAAUCCUUUAAUAACCAGAUGUAAUGAGUCUGCAAUUGUUCAACGUUCCGAUUUAAGACUACCAGCUGGUGAUACUAUUGGACGACAACUGUAUCCAGUUACUUCAUCAACAGGUGCAUUAGUUCGUCCUAUGCUAUCACCUUCCGUAAAUUCGAAAUUCUCAAAACUCGGAACACAACAAAGUGAAUAUUCGAGCAAUGAUCGAAUGGAUUCGUUAAGCCUUUCAAAUGAUUCGCAAACUAGUACAUCACUUGGUGAUGUAUCGUAUCAUAUGGUACCUCCAAAACCACCUCGUUAUGGUACCAGUGAUAUACAUGCUUUAUCCGUCUUAUCAGAACCAUCAAAUGUUAGGACUAGUAUUUCAGGUGGUAUAUCACCACGUUCAAUGCGCGAAUCAUCUAAGUCAAAAAAUAACAAAUUGUCACCACCAUCUACAGCACUUGUACUUCAUGAACUUAGUAGUAAAACAUUUGCGCCAACUACAAGUGGAACAACACAUCAAGUUCGAUUACGCAGGGAUCCAUCAACGAAUAGUUUUGGAUUUAGCGUAUCAGAUGGUGUUGGUGAUAAUGCCGGAGUUUUUAUCAAUGGAAUUUUACCAGGUGGUCCAGCAGAUCGAUGUGGACAAAUUUUGCCAUAUGAUAAAAUUUUGCAGAUAAACGAUACAUCUCUGCAAUAUUUGGACUGUGAUUUGGCUCUUCCUUUGCUUCAAGUGGAUGAGAUUGAAAUGAUACUUUAUCGUGAAACUAAUUCGUCCACAAAUAUCAUUGAUGAUGACGAAGAAAGCUAUUGUAAUAGUAUUAAUUUAAGCUUACGCUAUUCAGCCGUAUAA